AUAAUCGAGGACUAGAGUAGAGAUAUAAAGUGCAUGCCUCCUACAGUACGGUAAGCAAUGAUUGAAGUGUCAUCGAUCAAUUUGGAAUAUGCUGAAUAAGUGCAGGGAUUCCUGUCCGGCAUUCCAUUUGUGAAGCCAUUUACUGAUUUAGUUCUCAAUGUUUACCUUUCUCUGGUUGGGAGUUUCAUCACUACCUUCACAGACUAUGGUUGUGCAGUACAAAUUUUCGAAUGGAAAAGAAUGCUGGGACUAGCUGGGAAGAUUCAAGGACACCCCACACCCUAUUUGAUAGUACCUCAUCAUCAAGUCCACAUUGACAUUUAGGACAUCCAGUGUUGUCAAUAAUGGACCAGUUACAGCCACUCUGGGUUUGUUGAUUAUAAACAAAUUCUUUGUCCCCAGUUGUGAAUGAUACGUUUCAACAGGAUUAAUACGAACUUCAAGAACAUUACUGACACUUUCUAAAAGGAUACGGAUUCAACUAACGUCUACAAGUUUAAAGUUUCAUCCCAAGUGUAAACAGGAUUUCUCUGACGACAUAUUGUUGUGCUAAGGCUGCCUUUCGGAAUUCCAACAGUAUAAAGCCCUUCUCUCAACUAACACUUCCUCCAGAACAUGCCCUAAAAACUGAGUGAUAAACACAUCCAGAUCUGACUACUACCACUAUACCAGCAGCAAUUCAAUAACACUAACAGGUUCAUCCUCAACAUGGCUUCCGCAACAUCAAAUUCAAAUCAAGACAAACGUAAAGCAGAAGAGGUCGACAAAGUCGGAUAUAUCCACAAUGUAUCCCCUAUGAAACGUAGCAGAACCAAUCAUGACUACUUUAACUCCACGUUGCAAAUAGGACCAAAUGCAUAUACAAACAUCUUAGGAUUCAACAAGAAACAUCUAGCCCAACUGAAAGAAGCAGCACAACACAAAAGCCCAGUUAAAAUAAACAAGGCUGCACUCGUACCUAAUUUGAAAGAGAGCAACAAAAUGGAUAUAAAGAUACAGUAUCCAACACAGAUUUCAACUCACCCAACGGCGCUGUCAUUCAAGUAUAAACAACCACAGGAAGAAAAGUCACUCACCAUGCCAACCAUCAAAGAUAUCAAAACCCAUCAAGCAACUGAACGACAGAAGCUCAAUGUCACAGGCCGAAUUACAAAGGUUCUGGAAGAAGAAUCCAUACAGUCAGUGUUUGGCACGGACCUCGCAAAGAAAGUAUUUGCCCUUGCCGAUGAAGAAGAAACCAUCGCCAUCGCUCUGUAUAGUACCUUGAUACCUACAGUCGAAUUGGACAAAACGUACUCUUUCAAAAAUGUAUCUAUCCGCCAGAACAACGACACAAAGACCCUCACCACAACACCAACAACUGAAAUAACGCCAGCUGAUGAUAUCAUUGCUUGUGACAAACUUCCAAAGUGUGAAAAUGUUUCACAUCUCCUGCUGGCAACUUGUCAACAAAUUGAAGUCUCCAGUUCAAAAUCCUGCAGCAGUUGUAAAAAGAAUUUACCAAACCCGAACAUCCUGCAAGCUAAAACAUUCAAAUGCCCCAACUGUAACAUGCGACAAAUCACUGAACUUGUCACAAAUCAUAUUAAAGCCAAGAUGAACAUCAAAGACAAUGGCAACAUUUAUCGCUUAACUGCCUUCUCAGAUCUAUUAACUAACUUCCUCAAAGCCAACUUCAUCAACCUGGAUUCAAUAGAAGAUAUGGAAGUUUUCUUCCUAGAGUUGCCACCUUUUCAUUUAUCAUACAACUCCGCUACCAUGGCUGUAACAUACAUGGCCACUCAUUAACACUUGAACAAGACAAACGUCCAGUUCUGUUCUGAGUUCAUACUUCAUAUGCCCCUAUCUGUACAUUUGCUAAAGAACGUACAUGUAUGCUCAGUUCAUCAACCUAUCAUAGUUAUCUUAAAGUUACAUGUUAUUAUUUCAUUUCAUUGUGAUCUGUGAUUGAUUUGACUUGUGCAAUUUGUUACAUUUCUUCAAUAUCGAACUGUAAUAGAGGUUUCCCACAUGACAUUUGACAAACACCUCCCAGUGCAUUUCCUCUACGACCAUAUCGUAACAACAUAAUAGAAUACUAGUAUGCAUUUGCAGGUCACCCUCUGAUGACAGUGGGAUUUCUCUAUAUCAUUGUUAUCUUAAAGUCACAUUUUUGGCUCACCGUAGGGGAGUCGAUACAAUAGCGCUGUGUCUGUCGUCGUCGUCCAUCGUAUCCUGUGCUCUGUUUUAUUUCAUUUUGUUGAAUCUGUAAUUCUAUAUCUAAUUCUAUAUGUAAUUCAAAUGUGAUUCACACGAAUCAAAACUAUAUCAGGUGGCACACAAAAAACAAGUACACAAUAUAUUUUGUUAUCAGUCAAAAAGUCUCCAUCGCAUUGUAAUGCAAUUUCUUGCACAUUUUUUUUGUUUGACAUCUUUCACAUCUUCUGAUAAGAGUUUCAAUGAAACAUCUGAAAUGUUUUAGAAGUAAUAGGCAUUUGAAAAAUUGGACAGAAAAGUGUAAUGCCAGACCUUCAAUAACCACAAAAACAAAUUUCUGGCUAUAACUGCCAUAAUAUUGCUGGUAUGAUUAUGAUUUUCAUGUCAAAGUAUACGUUGUCGUGACCAAGAAAUCAUUUAAACUUGGUUUAGGAGUUGUUACACCAUUGCAUCAUGGGAAUUGCUUCUGGUUUUUUAGGCCAAUUCACAGCCAUCUUUGAUUUCCCAUAAUGCGAUUGUGGUGCAACUCCGAAACCAGGCUUAAAUGAUACCUUGACCCAAAAAACCUAUAUUUCGACACUAAAAUAGUUAUCCUAUCUGGAAUAUUAUGGAAGUUAUAGCUAAAAAAUAUGUUUUAUGAAUCACCCUACAUGUCAUAGGCCUGGCAUUUUCAUAUCAUACCUCAAUUUUUCAAAUGCUAGUAACUUCUAAAAUAUUUUAAGUUUUUCAUUGAAAUUUCAUAGUAAGGCGAGAAAGAAGUCAAAUAAUUGUGAAAUGGCAUUUCAGCAUGAUAAAUAUUUCCAUACUUAUAAUGAAAACGUUUGUGGACUCAUUUUUUUCUGCACCACCCGAUAUAUAUACUUUGAAAAUGAUUCCAAUCACCUGCUGGUCAGGACAAUUUGAUACCAAUAAAAAAACAUCUCAUUUUUCAA
This is a messenger RNA of Lineus longissimus, 3128 nucleotides long. RefSeq lists its product as uncharacterized. The transcript is spliced from 5 exons. The record is from RefSeq and is a predicted model, not a curated record. Bases 709 to 1788 code for a protein of 359 amino acids. NCBI's taxonomy places the organism in Eukaryota, Metazoa, Nemertea, Pilidiophora, Heteronemertea, Lineidae.